CUCCGUACAUGUAGGGUUCAACUCUUCUCCACAACGAGAUUUUAACUUUUUCUGGGCUGACCUUGCCAGUGAGCACUCGAUGGAUGUGCUGCUGCAGCAGAAAGAAGAGCUCACCUGUUUUAAUCCAACAACACCCAACAACUGCUGUGUAUCAGCCUGCUGGACUUUGUACCACCGUGACAGCUGAUUGAAAAACAGCCGAAGCAAAAGGUUUUUCAAUCUCAACUGGCGUAAUGCAGUUCGAGAGUGAAGGCCAAACUGGACGACAUUUUUGAAAAAAACAACAACACACAUUUCGACCGUGUGUGUGUGUGAGUGUGUGGGUGUGUGUUUUUGUUUUCGUGAGUGAGUCAGCCCGUCGUAAAAUUUAGUUUGUUUUGUUCAAGUGAAAUAGCCUCGAGAUUUUUCACGACACCCCAGAAUUCGACGUUGCACACAAUUUCUGCGCCAUUGAAAAGAAGAAAUGGGAACUUUUGGCAUCAUCACUCGACUCAGCGAGGAGGAGGACGACCGGACAUCGGGGGCCACCGAGGCGGCCGAAUGCAUCGAAUUACGAGCCAUUCGCGUCCAGGUGACGGGCCAACGUUUUUGUAGCAAUCGGGUUUCAACGGCCAAGUACAACGCCCUCUCCUUCCUACCUUGCUUCCUGUUUGAACAGUUUCGACGCUACUCCAACUGCUUUUUCCUCUUCAUCGCCCUGCUCCAGCAAAUUCCUGAUGUGUCACCAACGGGUCGAUACACGACGCUUGUCCCGUUGUUGUUCAUUCUGGCCGUGUCAGCCACCAAGGAAAUUGUGGAAGAUGUCAAAAGACACAAAGCUGAUCAGGAGACCAACAAGAGGCAGGUGGAAGCCCUGCGGGAUGGCCAGUGGCUUUGGCUGGCAUGGCAACAAAUUAACGUUGGAGAUGUGGUUCGAGUCAGAGCUGGAGCUUUUUUCCCGGCCGAUCUUAUCCUGAUUUCUUCGAGUGAGCCGCAUUCGCUGUGUUACAUCGAAACGGCCAAUUUGGAUGGGGAGACCAAUUUGAAGAUCCGCCAGGCUUUGCCAGCCACUGCCAAACUGUUGAGUGUCACGGCUCUCAAGGAUUUGCAAGGCACUCUGCAUUGCGAAUUGCCCAAUCGUCACUUGUACGAAUUCACCGGCACGCUCAGACUCGCCAAUCACGAGCCGCUUGCUUUGGGUCCGGAUCAAUUGCUGCAGAGAGGCGCCCGUCUCCAAAACACAAAAUGGGCCACUGGAAUCGUCCUCUACACCGGCCACGAGACAAAAUUGCUGCAGAAUUCAUCCGCCGCCGCUCCAUUGAAGAGAUCGACUGUUGAUCAAGCAGCCAACAUGCAAAUUCUGUUGCUCUUUUUCUUGCUGGUCCUGCUCUCUUUGCUGGCCUCGAGUUGCAAUGAGAUUUGGGCCUCCAAUUUUGGCUUCCAGCAUUGGUACCUUGGAUUAGAAGAUCUGCCGACGGCCAACUUUGGCUACAAUUUGCUGACGUACAUCAUUCUGUUCAACAACCUCAUCCCCAUUUCUUUGCAAGUCACAAUCGAGAUGGUCCGGUUCAUGCAGGCCACGUUCAUCAAUAAUGAUUUGGAAAUGUACCACGUCGAGACGGACACGCCAGCCUGCGCUCGAACUUCCAAUUUGAACGAGGAGCUGGGCCAGGUCAAGUACGUUUUCUCGGACAAGACUGGCACGUUGACGCAGAACGUGAUGGAGUUCCAGCAGUGCUCAGUGGGUGGCACCAUCUACUCGGCCAAGAGCGACGUGGUGGUCAACAGUUCCGGCAUGGCUUCGUCGAUGGUUCAAGACUUGACGGCCAAACAUUCGAACGCCCCCUACAUUCGAGAGUUCCUCACUCUGCUGGCCGUCUGCCACACGGUCAUACCGGAGAAGGAUGAAACCAAUCCCGAAAUCCUCCACUAUCACGCCGCCUCUCCAGAUGAAAGAGCUCUGAUUCAAGGAGCUGCUCGAUUGGGAUGGGUCCUGUCGUCACGCACACCAGAGACAUUAACGAUCACCGCCGAGGGGAUGGAACAUCGUUACCAGCUACUCCACAUUCUCGAGUUCACCAGCGACCGUAAACGCAUGUCGGUCAUCGUCCGGACGCCCUCCGGAAAGAUUAAAUUGUUUUGCAAAGGAGCAGACACGGUUAUCUACGAGAGAUUGGGAAGCGCCGCUCCUACGGGACCUCAGCAACAUCAACAGUACAUCAGACAGGUGACGACCAAUCAUCUGGAAGCGUUCGCUCGUGAGGGUUUGCGCACUCUGUGCUGCGCAGUGGCCGAAAUCCCGCACGAUAUUUACGAGGAGUGGAAGCACACGUACCACCGGGCGUCCGUCUCGAUGCAGAACCGCGAGGAGAAAUUGGCGGAUGCGGCGAAUUUAAUCGAAAACAAUUUGGUUCUCCUGGGCGCUACGGCCAUUGAAGACAAAUUGCAAGAUGAGGUUCCGGAAACAAUUGGCGCGUUACUUGAAGCGGAUAUCCGCAUGUGGAUGUUGACUGGCGACAAGCAGGAAACGGCUAUCAACAUCGGCCACGCCUGUCGCCUCCUCAAUUCCAACAUGGAAUUAUUGGUCAUGAAUGAGGAAUCGCUCGAUGGUACGAGGGAAGUGAUUGGCCGAUGGUUGAGCACCCGCUCCGAGGGCAGCUCGCCUUUGAGCACGACCAUGGCUUCUUCGGCCGCCCUGGUCGUCGACGGACAGACUCUGAAAUACGCCAUGAGCUGCGACCUGAAGAAGGAUUUCCUCCAGUUGUGCCUGCAAUGCCGGGCCGUCAUUUGCUGUCGGGUGACGCCCAGUCAGAAGGCGGAAAUCGUCGAGGCCGUGACGAUCGAGACGCAGGCGGUGACGUUGGCCAUCGGCGACGGAGCCAACGACGUCGCCAUGAUCCAGAAGGCCCACGUCGGCGUCGGUAUCUCGGGCAUGGAGGGUCUCCAGGCGGCCUGCGCAUCAGAUUACUCGAUCGCCCAGUUCCGCUUCCUGCGCCGGCUUCUCCUCGUCCACGGCGCCUCCAAUUACUACCGAAUGUGCCGACUUAUUCUCUACUCCUUCUACAAGAACAUCACCCUGUACGUCAUCGAGCUCUGGUUCGCCCACCACUCGGCCUGGUCGGGUCAGAUUCUCUUCGAACGAUGGACCAUCGGUCUCUACAACGUCCUCUUUACUGCCGCCCCACCUUUAGCCCUGGGAUUGUUUGACCGGCGUUGCACGGCCGAGGUCUCCUACAGGUACCCGCAGCUCUACAAACCCUCACAGUCUGCCCAGCAUUUCAAUGUCAAGGUUUUCUGGUUCUGGAUGUCGAAAGCUUUGAUCCAUUCCGUGUUGCUGUUUGGGCUACCGUUGAUGGCCUUUGGUGAGGACAUUGUCUGGUCCAACGGAAAGGAUGGAGGCUACCUCAUUCUCGGCAACGCUGUGUACACCUAUGUCGUGGUCACGGUCUGCCUCAAGGCCGCACUGGAGACUUAUUCGUGGACGUGGCUUUCCUUGUUGGCUAUCGGAGGAUCGGUUUUGACAUGGUUCCUCUUUUUAGCUUUCUACAGUCAUUUUUGGCCCAGCUUACCACUCGCUGCCAACAUGGCCGGAAUGUCCCACAUGCUAUUGUCGUCGCCCGUCUUUUGGUGGGGACUGAUCCUUGCCCCAGUCACUGCCCUUAUCUCCGAUUUCUCCAUCAAAACCCUGUGGAAUACCAUGUUCAAGUCAUUCACUGACCAAGUGUGCGAAAGAGAGAUCAAUUUGCAGCGAUCCGAGUCGGGAAAGCUGCUGGAUAGUCAACGGAGGGAUUCCAGGACCAAGUUGGUUGAGACCGCCCGGCUGAUGCGCAGCGUUCGAAAUGUAUUCCGGCGGCCAAACGCCUCGUCGGACGGAGCUCGCGGCCAGACGGAACUCGAACUUUCUCACGGUUACGCUUUCUCGCAAGAGGAACACGGAGCGGUGCGGCAAGGGGACAUGGUUCGAGCCUACGACACCACUUUGCCUUCGAGGUCAAUGGACAAAUUGUAAAAGAAACAAAACAAACCCAAAAAAACAUUAUCAAGACUGAAACAAAUUCACCGCCCCCAUCCUCACCACUUACAAAAAAAAACGGAAGAAGAAAUGCAAACACAUUCAGAUUUAUUCAUCAAACAACAACAAAUAGGAUCGUCCCCCGCCACAGCCCAGUUUGUUGACCCGGUUAUAUAGUUGUUUAUUAUCGCGGGGACCUACUUGUUCAUUCAUUUUUACCCAAAUCGUCGAAAGAAAAAUGGAUAGAAGACGAUACCCGCAUUUAGUAAUUUUGCUGUGCUGUUGGCCUCGGUGUCGGCUUCGUGUUGUACACAAUAAUCCCCCCCACCACCACCAACAACACUUUCCUGUGUCUCCUUUUUAAUUGCAAUUCUUCCUCAUCCGGGGGAUGAAGGGAGGAUUGAACUCGGAGUUCUUUUUAUUAUUCGUUUUUCUCCUGCGCCAUCUGUGUUAACUGUGAAAUAUCUCUUCGUUUGUGUCGUUGAUGAUUUAUUUUUUAAAAAAUUACGUGUUUAGGUUCCUACUAUCCCCUUUUUAAAACACAUUUCCUGUCGUUCGCAACACACACACACACAACUAUACACCCAGAAGAAAAGAAAAACACGACCCCCCGAAGUUGAUGGAUAGGACAAUGUGAUGAUCACCACUACCACAAGAACAACAACAAAUUCAUCCCAAUUCCAAUAAUGAUGAAUUUCAACAAAUUCUAGUCAGACUGAAUUGAUCAAGUUCAAAAAUAAUUUUCAGUUGCAUUGGGUUUUAUAGUUCCUUUUUUUUUUGGUUCCUUCAAAUCUUUGGUAGUAUAUUUCGAUUACGUCAACUUAAUGUCUCUCUGCCUUUUGUUUCUUGCCAAUUCAAUUCGCACCCGAGUCUUUUUUUUAAUGAUUUCGAUUUGAGUUUUAUUUGAAUUAGGUGAUUUUUAAAGAAAUUACUGUGUCAUUCGUAUUCGUCUUCCUGCCACGUUGGACUUUCAUCGCGGGUCAUCACUUUCACUUAUUUAAUUGGCGUGAUUUAAUUUAAUUCAUUUUUUUUUUCAAAUUAAUUUAUGAUUUCAUUAUUGGGUCUCAUUUCUUGGAAAUUAUUCAUUGGUCUCUCCUCUCUCUCUAUCUCUCUCUCUUCUAUUUCUCUGGUCGCUCUGCCUCUUCAUUUCUAUCGGCCCGCCCUUUCCAAACUUUAUCGACGUCUUUCUAUAUUCCAUAUACUAUUGUCAUUAUCAUAUUAUACAUGUACCGGCUGAAAUUUGUUGUCACGUUUUCCAUUACAGAUUGAUGAAAAAAAAAACUGAUCGCCCAGUUAUAGAAGCAACGCUCAACUAACAUUUUAUUUUCAUUGGGAAAAUGCCCUCAACUUGAUUUUUCAAAUUUCAGACAGGCAAAAACUAUUCGCUUCCGCAUUCCAUCCGGUUUGAGAAUAGCAAAUUCUUCUUCCAAGACGUCGCAUUUCAAGCCCUUUUACCAAACUGUUUGUCGACUACUUUAGCGAGGUUUAAUUUCUAUUUUACGUCUAGUUAUUUGGCUAGUCCAGUGAUUCCUGUUUUAUCUUUCGUUUAUUCUAGACGGAUCUCGUUGAGCCGACCGCUAUUUGCCCUCCCGUGGAAUUUGGACCGGAAAUGGCAAGAGAAAGGAAACAUCAUGAGUGACGGAGCCAAAAGAAAUGUUUCUGCUUCAGACGUUCAACUGGAUCGCAGUACCAUCAUCGGUAGAGGAAGAAGCGCAAUCAUCUUUGCCGGAACUUUUGGCAACAUUCAAGUCGCCAUUAAACGAGUCAUGUCUACGGACUUGCAUCCACAAUGGGAAAAUCAGCCUGUUGACGCUUGUUUCAAUAAGAUAACGGCCCUGCAACACCCCAGCGUUUUGAAGAUUACUGGUAUCUAUGACGACGAACACUUUCGGUAUCACAUCAUGGAGCACUGCGCCGCCAGCCUUUUCGAUUACUGUUGCAACACGUACAAAGGAGAAGUUCCCAGUCAGGCGGACGGACUUUACCAGAUGGUCAGCGGAUUGCAUUACAUCCAUUCGCAGGGAUUCAUUCACCGGAACAUUAAACCGGAGAACGUUCUCAUCUCACAGUCGAUCCAUUUGAAAAUAUCGGAUUUCGGACUGACUGCUCCGAUUUCCGCCAGGGCUAGUUUUUCAAUGAGCAGCAGCACCAGGACAUCUCCCAACAUGCAGGCGCCUGAAAUCAUUCAAAGUGACGAAGAUUAUUCCAGUGUGGAAGAGAGCGAAGCCAAACAUAACGUGGCCAGCGAUACCUUUUCACUGGGAUGCGUUUUGUUCACUUUCCUGACUAAAGGAGGUCACCCGUUUCUCAGCGGAGGAUCUCGCCAUUUUAUCGCCAUCAACAUCAUCGAAGGGAAAUAUGGUUUCUCUGGUUUAGAUGAACAGCAUUUUGCUAUACCCAUCAUCGAAAAAAUGAUCAACAAAAUCCCAGAAGAACGAAUUCAACUAGAUCAAGUUUUAAAGACGUUAAAACCACACAUUAGUAGUGACUAACAACAACUAGGGUUGUCAACGGAGCAAUCUUCUCCUCUCUCCCACAUGGAUGAAAGAUUUGUUCGGAAGAAUCCGAAAUUUCUAGUAAACCAGAAAGUUCAGUCCCCUUGGAAAAUGGAGAAUGAAGGGCAAGUAUCAUCGCCUUCCUUUCCUGGAAUUUUAUUUGCGCUGAUUCACGAAUUCAUCGUGCACCGAAUAUAUUUAGAUUUCCCUAGCGGAAUGGAGUUGGUUGAUACGUUGGCAAUCUUAUUACGAAUAUAAAUUAAAGAAGUAAACCUAGUUCAGUUAUCAGUUCGGUAAUACACUUUUUCUUCUCAAAA
Daphnia pulicaria is the source of this 6803-nucleotide messenger RNA. RefSeq names its product probable phospholipid-transporting ATPase IA. NCBI's taxonomy places the organism in Eukaryota, Metazoa, Arthropoda, Branchiopoda, Diplostraca, Daphniidae. The record is from RefSeq and is a predicted model, not a curated record. Bases 464 to 3988 code for a protein of 1174 amino acids. The transcript is spliced from 21 exons. Gene Ontology annotation, molecular function: ATPase-coupled intramembrane lipid carrier activity; ATP binding; ATP hydrolysis activity. Gene Ontology annotation, biological process: phospholipid translocation. Gene Ontology annotation, cellular component: plasma membrane.